AUGUUCGAAUGGAGCCCGGAAACCAAGGUCCUCGCCAGCUGUUACUCCGUCAACACUCGAAGCGCGACCCUCAACAGUUUCCAUUAUUGCACUACAGAGCCCAGUGGUAUCCCUGAGGUCCCCACUGGGCAUAAAUUCCCCCCGAUAAGUCCUCCCACAAAUGUGUCGGCCACUGCGGCAGCAUCAGCAGUGGUGGCCGACCAAUUCCGGCCGUCACCAAAAGCACCGGGAUGUGAUGGGGAGGCAGUGCAAACUAUCACGGAAGAGUGUGAGAGGCUCUUCUGCGACACAUUGUGGUCAAUGUUCCUUGGUGAGAGGCAACUUGCUCCACAACAGUCGCUGGUGAUAGGUGCGACUCACAAUGACAAUAACAACAAUAACAAAGGGGUAAACGUAUCCGAAAUAUUGAGGAAAAGGGCGGUUGGGCGAAUUCAGAACUUUAUUGAAAACGCUGUUGUGUUCUUUGACAACCAUAUCUGUGCUGGGCAAGGGUUGAAAUCUGGAUUGAUGGCAUUGUUUGAAAUUGGCAGUAUGACGGAUCUCGGCUGCUCAGAAAUGGUUGCUUGCGUUGAUCGAUCGAUGGACGCGGUGGAGCUCGAUGCUGUAAUGCGAAAUCUGGGCUGGGUUGGGUUUGAAUUGAGUACUUUACGUGAUUGGGUGGUGCCUCCUGCGAAGGGCCAAUUUAUCAGUAACAAAUGGCUGUUUAUGACAGUUGAAAUCUGA
Messenger RNA from Histoplasma mississippiense, 723 nucleotides. RefSeq lists its product with no specific name. The transcript is spliced from 4 exons. Bases 1 to 723 code for a protein of 240 amino acids. The record is from RefSeq and is a predicted model, not a curated record. Gene Ontology annotation, molecular function: ornithine decarboxylase inhibitor activity. Lineage: Eukaryota; Fungi; Ascomycota; Eurotiomycetes; Onygenales; Ajellomycetaceae.